CCACUAGGAUGUAAACACUUUUGAAACCUUUUCCUUCGCCCUCUCUCUCUGCUCUCCACCGCUCUCUCCGUUCAAGAGCGAAUUUAAAAAAAGAGGGGGAAAAUAUUAAACGAAACAGAGGGCGAGUGAGUGUGAGUGCGGUGGUUGCGGCGCGCUGUCUUAUUUUUCUCUGUUCUCUGUCCGUUUUCUGUAUUGGCCUGGUCUCGAUUUGCCAGAGCAUUCGGUACUCACCCUCGUAAGCGUCAGCUCGUGUUUAGUUUACGUUUCCAUGACGUUUGUCAUGUCGCGUCGGAUUUUUAUUUAAAUUCAAAUUCAAAUUACCCCUAACCUUAAUAAUUAUAAACAAAAUGCCGCGUUUUAUUUCAACCGUCACCGCUGGCUGUCACUUUUUCUGUUGUUAAUUUUCGUAUAAUUUAUAUUGUGUGAAGUUGUUGUUAUGUCAGUAUCCAGUGUCAAAGGAACGUCGCAUCACCACCAACAUUUUACUGCAGGGUAACACAAUAGGGGUGCCAUGUUGUUUUCGCUAAAGAAUCAGGGGUACGGGGCACGUAUUUAUAUUUUUUGAAAAUUCUGAAAAUUAUUUAUCAGUACACGUGGUUACAGUGAGUGAAAUAAUUCCAUAUCUGGGACAGUGUAAUAUAAAAAAAAAAAUAUUUUUUUUUUAAAAAUGAAUGAUUCUGUGGAAGAUGUCGAGAUGGCUGAGGUUGAUAUUAAAUCAAGUGAGACACCGCAUGGUACAAUAAAUUAUAAGAAUUAUUUUAAUAAUAACAAUAAUAAUAUUAAUAUUAAUAAUAAUAAUAAUAAAAACAUAAAUAAUAAUAACACUGGGGCAAGUUUGCAUGGAUCUUUUGAUAGUAUGGACAGCGGAUACCUGUCAUUUACGACAUCUUCUGGAGCAACUGUCAUAAAAUCAACCGGGAGAUCAAGACCGAGUGUAAAAAAAUCCUACUGGCUAAGAAGCGACCAGUGGCAGUCGGAACGAAGAAAGUCAUCAAAGUUCAACAGUUUGAUAAAUGGCUCCCGGGACUCGGUGCUGGAGUCCGAGGACUCGAUUGAUGAUCACAACAACAGCAUCGAGUCUAGCCAUGGAUCUAUUUCUAUGGAUCGUAAUCAUUUUCGCGCGGAUCUGCGUAACUAUAGACUACGCACUCGCAAUAGUGGGAGGUCCAGCAAUCAAUGGACCCACGCGGUGACUCCUGCAGCAGCGGUCUCUAAGGUAAAUCAGCUUACGCCAAUUACUCCUCUCUCGCCAUGCACUGCCACGACGAGUUACAUGGCCUGCGAACCCGUCGAGGAUCUUGAAAAAAUUUUGUCUGUACCCCAGAGCACGCCUUAUAUUUGCAAUGAUAAAUUAACAGAAUUGUCGACUCCAACCAGAACGUCGUCGUCGUUUUCGUCCCUGUCGGCCCAGCCUAUGAUAACUUUCUCUCCCAAGACGAGGAAAGUCAGCCCAGUGAUAACUUCCGCGGAGAACAAAAAGUUCAGCAAACUUAAGAUUGGCAACUUGAAUAAAAUCAUCAAACACCAGCAGCCGAUCCUCGCAGUCAAACCCAAGAAACUUGACUUCGAUAAACGUUUCGGCUGCACGAACUGCAAGUUAACGACGACCAGGGCUGAUUACACCGGGCGAGAAACCGUCGAUAUUUUAAGUCUUCUGGGAGAAAAAAGCAACCACUGGCGUGCGAUAGCAAAAAUUCUUUCGUUCCUGAGCCCUCAAGAUCUCUGUUCCGUGAGUAUGGUGUCCCAUGUCUGGCGCAAAAUUUGUCUGAAUGACAACAGCGCGAACCGCAGACGUCUGCACCACGUGUACGUCAGACAAAACACUAAAGAAAAUUUAGUUUUAAUAAAAAGCAAAUGUGAAAUAACGAGUACUCCGAAGACUAUUAAUAAGUUGGUGAAGAGAAAUUAUCUGACGGACGUUCAAAAUAUGCAGGCCACUCCAGGACGACGAGCGCCACCUCAAAGUCCGCCCGUGUCGCCGAGCAAAAUUAAAUUUCACUCCUUUGUCAAGGCGAGCCGAACUCUUGCACCAACGGAGCGUCUCUGCCGCUGCCCGAAAUGUUCCUUCGCGAGUCAUGUCGACGACAAGAGAAACGUCGGUACUUGCACACGUGAAGGCUGCAGUGCUGAAUUUUGCACUCUUUGUUCUUCGACUCCGCACACUGGGCCCUGCAAAACUCCGCUGCUGGCCACGCCGACAAAACGGAAGAAGGCCCCGCUGAUAGUCGGCUCCAAACAGAGCAAGCGGAAUCUUCGUCGGCUGUAGGAUUAAAUAGUCGAUUACUUUGUUUGUAAUCAAUCAUCAUGAUCAUGAUCAUCACCAUCAGCAGCAACAAUGCCGACUUUUGUUAAUAAUUUUAUUAACAAGCUGGACUUGGAUGCCGACUUUGAUGUACCUGAAGAUCGUAACGUUUUUCGCCCUACGGAAAAAAAUUUGGGGAAUAAAAAAUCUACUGGAUGACUAGAUUUAUAAAAUGUAUCAAGUAGAUGCUAAUAUGUCAGCCGAAAAUCUUGUCAUCCCUUACCUCCGAAACUUAUGAUACUGAAGUUAGCUGACGUCUAAUAAUUUUUGGAUUUUAUUUUAGACGGUAAAUUAUAAAAAAAAAAAAUUUGAAAAAAUUGCACCUGUAGUUUUUUUAAUUUUCUACAAGUGCAUAUUUUUAGAUUUUUUUUUUUUUGUCAUUAAUUUGCUAAAAAAAAACUCAAAAAAUUUUUAAUUGUCUGCUAACUUCAGGAUCAUCGAAACUUCCUCUUAAGCAGUCAAAUUUCAUAAAUUUUUUUCAUUUUCGUCGUUCGAAAAACGUUCUGAUCUUCAGGUACAUGACUUUUAGACAGACUCAGAUCCAGACUGCGGAUCCGAGUUUUAUGCGGCUCCGGUUAUUUCAAACCUCGGCCAGACGAGUUUUUGUUGGCCCCUUGGUAAUUUCGAGCAACCAGCAAUUACCCCACCAGAAGAUCAAUAAUUUUGUUUAUUAUUUUUCGUACUUUAAGUUUGUUGCUGCUGAUAUAUUUAACUGUUAAAUAUUGCGGCCAUUUUGUUUUUUAUUUUGUUAUUUAUUAAUUUUCCUUCGAUCGCUAGUCUUUUGAGUUUAAUACUUACAGGUAUUUAAUAACAUGGAGGAAAAUUAUUAUUUAUUUAGCACUUACUGUGUGUUAAGCCAUUUAUUGUAACAAUUGUCAAUUAUUGUGACCUCAUUCAAAAAAGAAAAAAACAUCCGUGCCAUUUUAGCGCCAUAUUAUAGUUAAUUUUUUUUGCUACCGUCGUUUUUUUAAUUCCCGUAAAGAUGAAAUAUAAAAGACUGUUUGUAAAUAAUUGCGUGAUGGUCAGACAUAUUUUGUAUAUCGGGUAAGAUGGGUUGGAUUUUAAAUAAAAUAUAAUCCAGGUAAAUUUAACAGAAGAUGUAGAUAAAAAUAAACGGUAAUAAAGAAAAAAAGGGAUACAGAUUUUCGAUUUACAUUCUCUAAAGACGUGAGUGCAAGUUGUUUCUCGAGAACGUUUACGUCCUGGUGCUCUUGCUUUUUUAUUUAUUUUUAUUAAACUCGCGCUUCGACCGUUGCUCUUACCCUACACGGUUCUGGACCGGGUCCCUUUUUCCGCCCAAAACAAUGGCCGAGAGCAAAAAAAACGUCACCUGAGACUCGGCCAGAGACCGCCUUGGAAAUAAUGCCUCGGUUUAUUUCUUGAGAAUUUUUAUAUGGGGCUCGGCAUGUUCACCUGAGAAAAUAUAAAUUUAUUUAUUUAUUCUCGAAAAAAUUUAUGAUAAGAACUUUAAUCGAAUCGCUCAAAGCUCAUUUAAUCAAAAUAUGUAAAAAAAACAUAUCAAGUAUUUUAUCUAAUAAUUUAAAGACCAAAUCAUUCCGAGUGUUUUUUUUUUAAAGCAUUUUUAGACUCCCCCACUUUUUAAAAAUUUUCAAUGACAGCUGUCACGACUGUAUUCAAUUUUAUCAAUUAAUUUAAAAAAAUUAAAGUUGUCAUCAAUUGGGAGUCAAACGAAAUUUGGAGAAUAAAAUUUUCAUGUCAAUUUUAUAAAAUUUUUUAGGGUAAAAUUUAUUUACCAAAUUUCGUUUUACUCCAAAUUGAUGAUAAUUGCAAGUAAUUUUUUUUUUAAUUAAUUAAUUAAUGAAAUUAUCAUCCGGUUGUGACAAUUGAGUCAUUGAAAGUUUUAGAAAAUGGGGGGAGGGGGUGUCUAAGAAUGCAUUUAAUUGUUAAUUUUAAAAAUAAGAAGACGGUGCUCAAAAUGUGCGUCAAAAUAUUAAAGUUUUCUAAAAAAAAAAAUUAUAAAACGCACAAUAAAAAAUUAAUAUUAUAAUUAACUAUAAUUAAAUAUAUAAAUGGUAGUGAUUUAAUUUAAUUAAAUAAUAUUUAUAAGUUUAUAUAUAUAUAUUUUAAGUGUAAAUAAAAAAAUUCUCCAAAUCCGAUGUAAAUUUUACGAGUAGUUUUUAAGAAAAAAAAAGUAUUUAUGUGUAGAUGGAAUAUUUUUAUGUAAUAUAGACAACUGAUAUUCAAAGUGCCUAUAUAUCUCUCUACCAACUAUUGUUUCAAUAUAAAAAAAAAUUUUAAUAAAUUGCUGACUAAAUUUUGAAUGAAAAAGUAUUAAAUAUUUUUUUAAAUUCUGAUAAAUAUAUAAAUAAAAAUUUGAAAAAGUGUCUUGUGAAAUUUUAAUAGAAAAUUGCUCAGUAAUUUUUAUUUUCUCAUUACGCGUUUGCUCAAAUGUAAUUUUUAAGUUUAAAAAAAGACGUAAUUUUAAAUUUUGCUCUCUAAUUUUAAAUUAUAUGAACUAAUGUCGAUUGUUUGUACUGUUGCUCUCUAAUACUUUUUUUCUACUAAUUGAAACGUAGUCAGGAUUAUUUGAAUUGUAACGCAGAAAUCCCGAGGGUCAAUGAAAUUAUUUUAAAAUAUUUAUUGUUAAUUAUUUUAAAAGUUAUGCCAAAUGUUUUAAAAUUUAUGUCAACUAAAUGUUCUAAGUUAUUCUGUUCUGUAUUGUUUUGUAUGUUCACUUUUAAUUUAAAAAAAAAAAUGAAAUUUUAAACCUCGCGGUGUUUCUGUAAUUUUCAAUAAAAAAAAAACAAAAAUUUUCUUUUAA
Molecule: messenger RNA, 5084 nt
Organism: Microplitis mediator
Lineage: Eukaryota; Metazoa; Arthropoda; Insecta; Hymenoptera; Braconidae
Product: F-box only protein 5-A-like
Exons: 2
Coding region: 668-2266 (532 amino acids)
Biological process (GO): negative regulation of meiotic nuclear division; regulation of mitotic nuclear division
Cellular component (GO): nucleus
Molecular function (GO): protein binding
Source: RefSeq, a predicted model, not a curated record